CCAGUUGGCCCCGACUGGUACCGGGUAGAGAGGAGGGGCUUGGUGCGACGUGGGGGAAAUUGCGCAUCUCGCACUAACGUUACCGACGCCGACAAACAAGGUGCAUGGCAACAACUGCAUAGUGGUCUACGUGUUAAAUAUAGUGAAUUAUCUUACUAGAUGGCUACACUUUGGUAUCUGUGAGCAGUCAAACGUUUUAGUACAAAGGCAGCCAACUACUUUUGCUCGCGUUACAUUAGCAAAGGCAGUACAGCUAGCUAGCUUAAUUUUGGUGAGACAGUUUGCUAGCUACCUAACGAGUAACUUAAACGGAGUAUUUCUUUUAGCUAAACACCAUUAUAGUAUUACUCAAAAGGUUCGCGCUUACAAGUUAGCUAGCUUUUAGUUCAGCUAACAGUUCGCUAUCUGAUGUGGUGACUGAUCAGUUUCUUGUAGCCUGUCACCGGCAAAAUGACUGUCUUUGCACUGAAUCAAGUUAUCGGUCCCUAGCUAACGUCAAAGCCAGUUGGGGCUGUAAACAAAGAGCGACAAGACGGCAAGAGAAGGGAAGGAGGCGCUCGAAUCGCUCCUUCAGGAUUCAUCCACUGCAUCAGCAUCAACGAUGGAGUUGGCACUGGAUUUGACCAUAUUCUCCAGAAGUAAGGAGUUGGAAUCUACCAAAGUGCAUGGAGCAGCAGCACAGAGAGAGAGAGGUGAAAGAGGGAGACAUGCAACAGAAACAGGAUUCUCAAGGAGGCAAACCCUCAAGCAUCUUGGGAAAGGCGCAUCCAGCUCUCAAGGCCUUCAUGUGUGGCUCCUUGAGCGGCACCUGCUCCACGCUGCUCUUCCAGCCUCUGGACCUGGUCAAGACGCGCCUUCAGACCCUGCAGAACAACAUGAAGCCUGGAGCUCCUAAGGUGGGGAUGAUGACAGAACUUGUCCAGGUCAUUCGGACAGAGAGCUUCCUGGGCCUGUGGAAAGGAGUGUCACCGUCGUUUGUGCGCUGUAUCCCAGGCGUAGGGAUCUACUUCUCUACCUUCUACUCACUGAAGCAGCACUACUUCCAGGAGGGCCGGGCCCCUAACGCUGGGGAGGCUGUGCUGCUGGGGGCCGGGGCCAGGGCUGUGGCUGGGGUCUGCAUGCUGCCUGUCACCGUCAUCAAGACACGCUUCGAGAGCGGACGGUACAACUACGUGAGCGUCCUGGGAGCUCUGAAGAGCGUGUGUGAGACGGAGGGGCCCAGGGCUCUGUUCUCCGGGCUGACGGCCACACUGCUCCGAGACGCCCCCUUCUCUGGCAUCUACGUCAUGUUCUACAGCCAGGCCAAGAGGUCCCUGCCACCGGAGGUGAGCUCGUCGCCCUAUGCCCCGUUGGGGAACUUUGGCUGUGGGGUGAUGGCCGGAGUCCUGGCCUCUGUGGUCACCCAGCCAGCUGACGUGGUCAAGACUCACAUCCAGGUCAGCCCCUCCCACUGGACAACCAAGGACGCCAUUCGCUACAUCUACACGGAGCAUGGUCUGAGGGGUUUCUUCCGUGGUGCUGUGCCUCGCUCUUUGAGGAGGACUCUGAUGGCAGCCAUGGCCUGGACCGUCUACGAACAACUGAUGGCCCGCAUGGGACUCAAGUCCUGAGGAGAGGAGACAGGGAGGAACUGAAAAAGGAAGAAUGACGUGGGGACUUGUUUUUAUACAAAGCAGCAGUUUGAAGGGGAUGAAAAGUGAGGAGGAUGAGAAGGAGGGAGAGAGAGGAGGUGUAGGGACUGUUUAUCACUGCAACUAGCUUGGGAAAGCCAAAGAGGUGGGUGUCGGUGGCACGGAAGAGGGAAAGGUGUGUGUGUUCUACAUGUUGAUGUUUAUGAGAGAGUUAUUGUGAAUGUUUGUAUGUCCUUACAUUGUCAACCCUGACCUUAAAUAACAUUCCCUUACUGCUGAGAACUGAACUCAUCCCCCUCUGAGUGUGGAGACCAUAGAGAACUAUCUGUUUCUAUGGGGGAGACCAUAGGGAUCUAUUUAAUUAUAUUUCUAUGGGGGAGACCCUCUCAGACUGGGGAGACCAUAGAGAGUGAUCUAUUUUUAUGGGGGAGACCCUCUGACUGGGGAGACCAUAGAGAACUAUCUAUUUCUAUGGGGGAGACCAUAGGGAUCUAUUUAAUUAUAUUUCUAUGGGGGAGACCCUCUCAGACUGGGGAGACCAUAGAGAGUGAUCUAUUUUUAUGGGGGAGACCCUCUCAGACUGACUUCUAUGGUUUACCUCUGGAUACCACUCCAGUGACAAGAGACUGUCGCCAACUGUCACCCACUGUCACUGUCUAUGACUGUGAAUGACUGACUAACAUCUAGGUGUCUCUAACACUCCCACUCCCAAGACGAAACGGCAGCUUUGAUUUAGUUACCUCAGCAAGAGGUUAUCCGCUGGCUAAAAGUGUAGUGGACUGGACAAAGCAACCCAGUGCCAUAACCAUGCAACAUAUUUACAAAUGACCGGCAGACUACGUUAUCAGCACAGUGAUUAUUGUGACCUGUCGACUGACUGAAGGAAAUACGAUAUUUAUUUAUUGACUGACUGACUAAAACAUUUAUUACUAGCUUGGACAAUCAAGACAAUAUUGCUGUGCAUUGUAGCAAAAGACUAGGCUGAUAUUUUCUAUACUGCAACUGCACAAUUAGAUACUAGCAACUUGGCAUUGGCAUACUUAGCCAUAUGAAAAUAGUGUACAGUAGGUGUUCUCUAUACCCAAUUAAACUGGGAUAACAUUUCUAGUGCAUUCCAUUCUGGUUGCAGUGUUGUAGACCGGAUGUGCUUUAUCUUAACCAGUAAUGAUAGUCAAUCCCAGAGUCAUAGAUGGAUAAUUGGCUCUAGUCAAUGCCAUUGGAACCCAGACAAUGCAACUCUGGCCCCCUUUGGGCUGUAGCAUUGUGAGACAACAUCGCGAUCAUGAACAUGCAGCUUCAGCAUCACUGUAUUACAUGGGCCAGAUUCAGUAGGCACAAAAAGAAAGCAAACCGGAGGGACUAGCUGAUCUUGUCCUAUACGAAACGUAAAAUGUGUUUGUUUUUCAAUGCAAAACAUUUUGCGACGGUGUGCACUAAUGUACACUACCCAGCUAAAUAUAGGAAUCCAUAUCAGUGAUGCACAGCCAUGGUCCUGGAUUGUCUCUGUUAUUAGUUUAAUAAAUUAAUAGGCUUAUGUAUUCAGUAUUUUGAGUAGUUCGUUUUUGGAAGCCCAUACACGUGUAUAUUUUUUAACCCACAGUGUCCAGUGUGCCAUGUUCAAAAAUAAAACCCCAUGACAUGUCAGUUUCUAAGAGAUGUGUUUAUCUUGAAAAGUAUUGUACAGAUUCAAAAUAUACACUGAGUGAGCGCAACUCAGUAUUAGGAGGGUGCUCUUAAUGUUUGGAAUAGUCAGUGUAUAGAGCCUGUAGAGAGCCCUAUUGAAGCUUCUAGGACCAGAGAUGGCUGAGAGAAACUGAUUUAAAUCCUUCAUUCUAUAUUGGUGCACUAGUAGCACAGGGCUACUCACUCAAUACCAUCACUACAAUCACUGUUUGCCAACUGUUUUUGCUUUUUACGCACACACAUGAAAAAGGACAUAACACAGCUUCAAUAUACACUCAGUGGCCAGUUUAUUAGGUACAUCCAUCUAGUACCGAGUCGGACCCCCUUUGCUUCCAGAACAGACUGAAUUAUUUGGGGCAUGGAAACGUUGCUCAAUUGGUGUCAAGGGACCUAACGUGCGCCAGUAAAACUUUACCCACACCAUGACACCACCGCCACCAGCCUGGAUGGGGCAAUGGACUCAUGCUGCUUACGCCAAAUCUUGACUCUGCCAUCAGCAUGAAUGAACAGGAACCGGGUUUCGUCAUACCAGGCAAUGUUUUUCCACUCCUCAAUUGUCCAGUGUUGGCGAUCACGUGCCCACUGGAACCGCUUGUUUAUAACUGAUAGGAGUGGAACCCGGUGUGGUCUGCUGCAGUAGCUCUUCCUUGACAUGGAUAGAUGAGUUGUGCAUUCUGAAAUGCCGUUUCCCGAUGUUAUUUGCCCGUUUGUGGGCCUACUGUUAGCUUGCACGAUUCUUGCCAUUCUCCUUCGACCUCUCUCAUUAACAAGCUGUUUUCACCCACAGGAUGACCGCUAACUGGAUGUUUUUUGUUUGUCGCGCCAUUUUCCGUAAACCCUAGACACUGUCGUGAGUGAAAUGCCCAUUAGGCUGACCGUUUCUGAGAUACUGGAACCUGCUCGCCUGGCACCAGCGAUCAUAACACGCUCAAAGUUGCAUAGGUCACUCGUUUUUCUCAUUCUAACGUUCAAUCGACUGGUAACUGAAUGCCUUGAUGCCUGUCUGCCUGCUUUUUAUAGCAAGCCACGGCCACGUGACUCACUGUCUGUAGGAGCGAACCAUUUUUGUGAACGGGGGUGUGUACCUAAUAAACUGGGCGCUGAGUAGUUUGAGUCAUUAAGAGGGGAAACACUGAGUUAACCCUAGCUCAAUGCCAGUCAGUGAAUGCACUUUAGAAUUCAACGCAUAUUCAAUCAUUUAAGCCCCUUAGCGGCUGGUAAAAGGACUGGGGUGAUCAACUUUUCUUGCGAAUUGGUAGUUCUUCAGCCCUUGUCUGUGUGUUUUGUUGUAACACAGUAACAACUCUUACCACCAAAUUGUCCUGUGCCGUAACAUUUUUGCCUUGGCGAUUAUCAUCACUAUUGUCCUUGAUAUUGUGACUUUACAUUGUAUAUGGUCUGUUAUUUGUGUCAAUAUUUUGUGUGUGUGAGUUUGCUCAGACCGAUGCUGUGCCUGUUUUUGUUUUUAAGUGAAUAAAAUUCCCCCCAUUUUUGUACAAUA
This is a messenger RNA of Salvelinus fontinalis (brook trout), 4815 nucleotides long. RefSeq names its product mitochondrial glycine transporter B-like. Gene Ontology annotation, cellular component: mitochondrion; mitochondrial inner membrane. The record is from RefSeq and is a predicted model, not a curated record. The coding region runs from base 666 to 1610 and encodes 314 amino acids. Gene Ontology annotation, molecular function: glycine transmembrane transporter activity. Lineage: Eukaryota; Metazoa; Chordata; Actinopteri; Salmoniformes; Salmonidae. Gene Ontology annotation, biological process: glycine import into mitochondrion. The transcript is spliced from 10 exons.